UAAGGGUGGCUCCAGAGAUUCAAAGUGUGACGAACUGAGGAAGAAUGGCAGAGGCGAUUUCAAUUAACCAGGAUCUUUUUAUCUGUCCAAUUUGUUUGGAUCUACUGAAGAAUCCAGUGACUCUUCACUGUGGACACAAUUACUGCACGGGCUGCAUUAAGGACUGCUGGGAUCAGGAAGAUCAGAAGGGAGUUUACAGCUGCCCGCAGUGCAGACAGACUUUCACUCCGAGACCCGUUUUAAACAAAAAUAAUGUUUUUGCUGAGCUUGUGGAACAGUUCAGAAAGACCAGAAUUCAAGGUACUGCUUCUCCUCAAUGUUUUGCUGGACCUGGAGAUGUGGAGUGUGACAGCUGCACCGGGAGAAAACUAAAAGCCGUCAAGUCCUGCCUGGUGUGUUUGUUGUCAUACUGUGAGACUCAUCUCCAGCGCCAUGAUGAACUCUCAGGGAAAAGACACAACGUGGUUGAUGUCACAGGUCAGCUACAGGACAAGAUCUGCGCUCAACACCAGAGGCUCCUGGAGGUCUUUUGUCGCACGGAUCAGAGCUGCGUCUGUUUGCUAUGUUUGGUAGAUGCACACAAAGGCCACGACACGGUCUCAGCUGCAGCUGAGAGAACGGAGAAACAGAAGGAGAUGGAGGAGACCAAGAGGAAACUCCAGCAGAGACUCCAGGAGAGAGAGAAGGAGCUGCUGGAGCUGAGGAAGGCUGUGGAGACUCUCAAGAGCUCUGCACAGACAGCAGUGGAGGACAGUGAGAGCAUCUUCACUGAGAUGAUCCGCUCCAUUGAGAGAAGGCGCUCUGAGGUGACAGAGCUGAUCAGAGCUCAGGAGAAGGCUGAGGUGAGUUGGGCUGAAGGACUCCUGAAGCAACUGGAGCAGGAGAUUGUUCAGCUGAAGAGGACAGAUGCUGAACUGAAGCAGCUUUCACACACAGACGAUCACAUCCAUUUCCUCAAGAAUUUUCAGUCAGUCAGCCCUCUGUCUCAGUCCAAAGACUCAUCCCACACCUCUGUCAGCCGAAGCUGGUCUUUCGAGGCUGUGAAGAAAUCUGUCUCCACACUGAAGGGGCAGCUGGAGGAUUUCUUCAAGCAGGAAGUCAUGAAGAUCUCUGCAGCAGUGUCUGAUGUCCAGGCUGUUUUUACUGAGCCAGUAACCAGAGAGGAGUUCUUAAAGUACUCCUGUCACUUCACACUGGAUCCAAACACAGCAUACAGAUACCUCCAUCUGUCUGAGGGGAACAGGAGGGUGGAGUGCAGAGCUGAGCUCCAGUCAUAUCCUGAUCAUCCAGAGAGAUUUGAUGUGUGGCCUCAGGUGCUGUGUAGAGAGGGUGUGUCUGGACGCUGCUACUGGGAGGUGGAGUGGAGUGGGUGGGUUCAUAUAGCCGUCUCAUAUAAAAGCAUCAGCAGGAAAGGACUGGGUGAUGAGUGUAUGUUUGGAUUUAAUGAUCAGUCCUGGAAGCUGCACCGCUCCAGCUCCGGCUCCAGCUCCUCUUUCUGGCACAAUUAUAAAGAGACUAAACUCCCUCUAGUGGCCAGCUCCAGAAUAGGAGUGUAUGUGGAUCACAGGGCAGGAACUCUGGCCUUCUACAGCAUCUCUGACACAAUGACCCUCCUGCACAGAGAACAGACCACAUUCACUCACACACUCUACCCUGGGUUUCAUAUAGGCUUUGGAUCAUCAGUGAAGUUGUUGUGACCCACACCAUUUGUAGCAGGACAGAAAAUGUAAAGACCCCAGAUACAGAUAGAUGCUGUUAUCUCAUCAGCUGCCUAAGACUGUGUUCUUGCGAGACCUCUGGAACACACAUCAGCACACCACACAUACACUAUUGGGAGGGAAAUGUGUUGAUGGGCCCAGUGUUUCACCCCCUCUGAUCCUCUCCCACAAUCCAUUUCCUCUCCCUCCUGCUCCCCCUAACCCUCCUUCCCCUCCCCCAGGUGUUAAGGCCUUUAGGCCCUCUGUGAUUGGACAGGUGUCUGAUAUGAAACAAGUUAGAUUUCACUGACUAGAAGGAAAUCUUUGUGAAUCUUUAUUCAACUAAUUGUGUAAAAAAUAACGAAUGAUAAUUGCCUCUAAUUAAAAAUUAUAUCUGAUGUCAAAUUAACUGACUUAAUCUCUGUCUAAAUGUAUCAGAUAUUAUGGCGGAUGUUAAGUUUACCCUUUUUAAAAAUAAAAAGCACACAUGAUACUA
Sardina pilchardus (European sardine) is the source of this 2193-nucleotide messenger RNA. Its product is annotated as tripartite motif-containing protein 16-like. The coding region runs from base 45 to 1697 and encodes 550 amino acids. Lineage: Eukaryota; Metazoa; Chordata; Actinopteri; Clupeiformes; Clupeidae. Gene Ontology annotation, molecular function: zinc ion binding; protein binding. The record is from RefSeq and is a predicted model, not a curated record. The transcript is spliced from 6 exons.